Molecule: messenger RNA, 902 nt
Organism: Plodia interpunctella (Indianmeal moth)
Lineage: Eukaryota; Metazoa; Arthropoda; Insecta; Lepidoptera; Pyralidae
Exons: 5
Coding region: 113-835 (240 amino acids)
Source: RefSeq, a predicted model, not a curated record
AAAUGCAUCUGAAUCGUAUUUAUUUAUACACAUCGAUUUCAGAAACUGCUCGUAAAAUCGACGUGUAGCCGACCUCAGUGGCUCAGAAAAUCUUAAAACGGCUGAACGUAAAAUGCCACUUAGGAUUUCAGUCGUUCUCUGUUUGGCAUUGGAAAUAACAAGGUAUAGUUUCGCUGCCACCGAUAACAUAACAGAAAUAAUAAAUAGAAGAACCGAGUUAUUUGACGAAUUGGAGCAGAAAGAUGUUGUUCUGGACAUGUUAGAGAGCAAAUUAAAGGAAGCAAGAGACAAAAAGAAGAAAAGGACCGACCAUUUACAGAAAGACACAGGUUCAAAACGAGGAAACUGUGGAACUUUCCCAAAUAAUGUGGAUUUGAACAUAAGAGCGAAAGGGAUAGCUGUAGUCGGCGAUUCAGAAACUGGCCUCAAAUUCGGAGAAUCUGGCAAAAAUUUUCUCUCUUUAAAUUCGAGUGGCGUGGCCAACGUUGGUAGAGCAAAUCUCCAAUUGAAUACAAGUGAUGGAGCUCUAAAUAUCCCUUUAGAAGAUCUAUUUAUUGGUCGUGCACAAUUGGAUUGUAAGGAACCACAAGACUCGAGUAGUUCGGGUGAUCUAAAAAACGAUACAUUUGAAACCAGGAGAAAAGGUGCAAAUGAUACAUCUUUUACACUCUCGAAUGAUGUAAAUGCUACUUCUGUUGCCGCAGUCGGUAAUACAACUUUGCCAGCUGUGGACAAAAAUGAUCUUGAUGAUGACGUUAUAGAAGCUAAAUCGACCACUGUUGCGCCACUUUUAAACGCAACUAUGGCUACCACAACUACUCCAAAACCGAAGUAAUGGUUACAAAGUAAUAAUGUGCUAGUUAUGUGACAAUACAUGUCAAUAAAUUACGCAGCAAAUAUAA